AUGAGGCGAAGCAGAUCACUUAAAGCCGAAGCAGAAACGCAGCAUGCAGCAGCAGCAGCGGCUGCUGCUGCAGCAGCAGCAACAGCAACAGGAACAGCAGCAGCAGCAACAGCAGCGACAACAGCAAUAACAGCAGCAGCAGCAGCAACAGCUGCAGCAGCAGAAACAGCAGCCGCACCAGCGCUGCAGCACCAACAGCAACAGGAACAGCAGCAGCAGCAACAGCAGCGGCAACAGCAAUAA
Eimeria mitis is the source of this 243-nucleotide messenger RNA. RefSeq lists its product as uncharacterized. NCBI's taxonomy places the organism in Eukaryota, Apicomplexa, Conoidasida, Eucoccidiorida, Eimeriidae. The transcript is spliced from 2 exons. The record is from RefSeq and is a predicted model, not a curated record. The coding region runs from base 1 to 243 and encodes 80 amino acids.